AUGCAAUUGCCAGAAGACGACAUACCAGAAUCCAUCAUGUUAACAAUGGAACAAAAAAUUGGUGACAAGGAGCAGGAGGUAUCUGAAAGAGCUGGCUAUGUUCCAGAUCCUUUAUUAAAUCCAAUGGAAUCCGGCACAUCAGAUAGUGUCCCUAUGAACAAUAGUGCCGUUCUUGAUGUAAAUGGUUCAUUGGUAUCGUCGGAUGAAAUUAAUAAUUACGUUUUAACAAAGAUAAAGAAUGGCGGAACAGAUAGUCAAAUCGACGUCGACAACGUCUACUUAAUUCCGC
Molecule: messenger RNA, 289 nt
Organism: Adineta ricciae
Lineage: Eukaryota; Metazoa; Rotifera; Eurotatoria; Adinetida; Adinetidae
Source: the annotation of a GenBank genome assembly